Molecule: messenger RNA, 2535 nt
Organism: Grammomys surdaster
Lineage: Eukaryota; Metazoa; Chordata; Mammalia; Rodentia; Muridae
Gene: Ndor1
Product: NADPH dependent diflavin oxidoreductase 1
Exons: 14
Coding region: 257-1846 (529 amino acids)
Cellular component (GO): cytosol
Molecular function (GO): flavin adenine dinucleotide binding; FMN binding; NADPH-hemoprotein reductase activity
Source: RefSeq, a predicted model, not a curated record
UCGGGCGCUACGGCGGAGACCCUCCUCCGGACUUCGCGUCCUCUAGCGGAGGACGUUUGAGUGCAGCCCUUUGGGGCCCAAGUGGAUUUACCGAAAAGGGAGGCACGAAGCUUAAGCCUGAGAAAGAGAAGGCCGGGUAGCCAUUGGGAAUAAUUGUCCAAACACUUUUACUCUGUUACCCUAGGCGAAUCUCAUUAGGGAGCCCCUGGUGAUAUUUGUUUGUGCGACCACAGGCCAAGGAGACCCUCCUGACAACAUGAAGAACUUCUGGAGAUUCAUAUUCCGGAGGAGCCUGCCACCCACCUCCCUCUGUCAAAUGGAUUUUGCUGUCCUAGGCCUCGGGGAUUCCUCAUAUGCCAAAUUCAACUUUGUGGCCAAGAAGCUGCAUCGGAGGCUGCUGCAGCUAGGGGGCAGUGCUCUCCUGCCCCCAUGUCUAGGUGAUGACCAGCACGAGCUGGGGCCUGAUGCUGCCAUUGACCCUUGGGUAGGAGACCUUUGGGAGAAGAUAAUGGUUAUGUACCCAGUACCCCUCGAUGUUCCUGAGAUCCCUCAUGGAGUCCCCUUGCCCUCCAAGUUCAUCUUCCAGUUUCUUCAGGAGGUCCCCAGCACAGGGGCUGAGGAGCUGAACAUAGCCAGCUCAGCCCCUCAGACACCCCCAUCAGAGUUACAGCCCUUCUUGGCACCUGUGAUCACCAACCAGAGGGUCACUGGCCCCCAACACUUUCAGGAUGUUCGGCUGAUUGAGUUUGAUAUUACAGACUCAAGUAUCAGUUUUGCUGCUGGUGAUGUUGUAUUAAUUCUGCCCUCUAACUCAGAGGCUCACACCCAGCAGUUCUGCCAAAUGUUGUGCCUGGACCCCAAUCAGUUCUUCACACUUAAGCCGCGGGAGCCAGGUGUCCCUUACCCACCUGGGCUGCCUCAGCCCUGCACUGUGUGGCACCUUGUGUCACAGUACUUGGACAUUGCCAGCGUGCCCCGCCGUUCCUUCUUUGAGCUCUUGGCCUGUCUCUCUCCACAUGCGCUGGAGCGGGAGAAGCUUCUGGAAUUCAGCUCUGCCAGAGGUCAAGAAGAACUCUGGGAGUACUGUAAUCGGCCCCGCAGAACCAUCUUGGAGGUGCUAUGUGACUUUCCACACACAGCGAGUGCCAUUCCUCCAGACUACCUUUUGGACCUAAUCCCUCGGAUCCGCCCACGGGCCUUCUCCAUUGCUUCCUCCCUACUGGCUCAUCCUAGGAGGCUACAGAUCCUUGUGGCUGUGGUAAAGUACCAGACUCGCCUGAAGGAGCCCCGCCGUGGCCUCUGCUCCUCCUGGUUAGCAUCUCUGAAUCCUGAGCAAGCAGGACCUGUCCGGGUGCCCCUGUGGGUACGGCCUGGGAGCCUAGUGUUCCCAGAAACACCAGACACACCCAUUAUCAUGGUGGGGCCUGGAACUGGUGUGGCUCCCUUCCGAGCAGCCAUUCAAGAACGAGUGGCCCAUGGCCAGACUGGAAACUUCUUGUUCUUUGGCUGCCGCCAGCGGGAUCAGGACUUCUAUUGGCAGACUGAAUGGCAGGAGCUAGAGCAGAAGGGCUGCCUGACCCUGGUCACAGCCUUCUCCCGGGAGCAGGAACAGAAGGUAUAUGUGCAGCACCGGCUCAGAGAGCUGGGGCCACUUGUCUGGGAGCUGCUGGAUGGCCAAGGUGCCUACUUCUACCUAGCGGGCAAUGCUAAGUAUAUGCCUACGGACGUUUCUGAAGCCCUGAUGUCCAUUUUUCAAGAAGAAGGACAACUCUCCACCGCAGACGCAUCUGCCUACAUUGCCAGGCUCCAACAGACAUUGCGCUUCCAGACUGAGACCUGGGCCUGAGGAGCCACUUGCCAACUCACACCCACACUAACCAGCUACACUGGGGAGCCUGCUGGAGUCUAGAGGGCCCAUUGAUACCUCUUUUUUUGUUUAGUUUUGUUUUUUUUUUGUUUUUUGUUUUUGUUUUUUUUUAAGACAAGGUUUCUCUGUGUAGCCCUGGCUGUCCUGGAACUCACCCUGUAGACCAGGCUGGCCUCGAACUCAGAAAUCCGCCUGCCUCUGCCUCCCAAGUGCUGGGACUAAAGACGUGCACCACCACUGCCCGGCUCCAUUGUUACCUCUUGCCCUCUAAUUCCAGAAUACUGGUUAGACUCACAGUUUAGCUUUUUGGAUCCAGCUGACCAGGAGGGCAGUCCUUGCAUACAGCCAAACUCAGUGGACCCCAGUGUCCCAUAUGUGGCCCCAGCCCCAGUGCAGCCUGCACUCCUGUUGGCUCUCAGUUCUCUUCAUUCUGCCCCAAAUCUGCAUUAUGGUCCAUACCACCAAGGGCCUGCUAAGCCCUCCAAGGGGCACAGAGCUAUGUGAGGGCUCUACUGCCCUCUAACCUUGAGCUGUUCCCAUUCAUCCCACAGCACCUGUGCAACUCAGCUCAGUUGAAAAACCACCAGGGCCCAAGUCUCCUGAGCAUUGAAACUGGGCAAAUGAUCUGUCUUCAGGUCCUUACACAUGAGUAAACUGCCUGGGUAGCA